AUGUUCUGGAAGGUGGCCGUCACCACCGCCGCGCUGGCCUCCAGCGCGUGCGCCGAGAUCCGUCCGCUGGCUAUGGACCCCACGAUUGAGGUUAGGGCCGUCGACGUGUUGGAACGAAGCUACGAGGAUGUCGCAAACCGGUACAUCGAGAAGCGCCAGAGUAUGGACAUCAACGCCGAAUGGGUUCCCAACGCCCUCGAGGUCAAGGUUAACGCCGAUGGCUCCAUCAACAUGACGGCAUGGGAGACGGAAACUUCGGCCGCUUGCACUUCAGCACUCUCGCAUCUCGAUGCUGCGUCGAACCCGUCAGGAACCUGCAUCUGCUACAACCUCCCGAGUCUGGAUGCGAAGACGGGAGUUUUCGAGGCCGACUUGCGCCUGUUCAAGGUCUCCGACCCUGUCGGUGCCUUCUCCGGUAUCCCGCCGCAAAACAUCCAGGUCGGCCUCUCCUUCAACGGCGCCUCCGUGUCGCCCGUCAGCGCGAACAAGAUUGCUGGAACGGCCUCCGUCCGCCGCGACAUGGCUCGCGACGUGACCUUUGAAGUCCCCUGGACCGGUCUGCAGAAGCGUGUCGUUACGCCCCAAGCCCUGCAAUCGUAUUUGUUCGUCGGUCAGAUUGACCAGGCCAGAAUGGUUGCGCCCAUGUCAAUGUCUCAACUAGAGUCACUCGUCAUGCCAACCCUCACUCUCACCGGUGUCAACGCCGCCGGCCAGUCUGUCAGCACCAAUGUCUCAUCGAACGAGGCGUCUUUCAUUACCGGCGUUUUCUCCAAGGAGAUUGUCCGCUCCGAUGUUGCCAUGGCUCAGGCCGCCGUUGACGACGUGGUCGCUGGCCUCAAGAACGGAACCGUUGCCUUCGUGCUUCCCGGCGUCCAGCUCAUGAUCUUCCCCGUUGGACUUAUUGUCACUGGUACCUGGCUACUGAUCGGAGUGGCUUUCUACGGAUUCGGCACCUACGAGCGUAUUGGCUACGCCGACAGCUACAGGAGACGAAGGGCCGUCGCCGGCGACACCGCCAAGCGUAUAUAA
Molecule: messenger RNA, 1029 nt
Organism: Colletotrichum chrysophilum
Lineage: Eukaryota; Fungi; Ascomycota; Sordariomycetes; Glomerellales; Glomerellaceae
Exons: 2
Coding region: 1-1029 (342 amino acids)
Source: RefSeq, a predicted model, not a curated record